UAUCUAUCCGCGCAUGCGCAGUGGACCCGCGACUGUUGUGCUCAACAGCCUGCCUUUCAUUGUAUGCCACAUACAGUAAACUCAAAGUGCAAACGUAAAAUAUACUAAUCGUUAUUUACAACGCCAUUUAACAUCUUGAAGUGGAGCGGCAUUGUCCCGAAAGGACACAUCUAAAGACCUGAGGCGACGAGGCUAACGUAGCUGAAGAUAGCUGCAGCUAUGAGCUUCUUCGGUUUUGGCCAAAGUGCGGACAUAGACAUAGUUUUAAACGAUGCAGAAACAAGAAAAAAAGCGGAGCACAAAGGCGAAGACGGCAAAAAGGAAAAGUAUUUCUUGUUCUACGAUGGAGAGACGGUGUCGGGGAAAGUAAACGUGACGCUCAAAAACCCGGGCAAGCGGCUGGAGCACAGUGGCAUCAAGAUCGAGUUCGUCGGCCAGAUCGAGCUCUACUAUGACCGGGGUAACCACCAUGAGUUUGUGUCGCUGGUGAAGGACCUGGCUCGUCCCGGAGAGAUGACACAGUCUCAGACAUUCGACUUUGACUUCACACACGUGGAGAAGCCCUACGAGACGUACAGUGGUGCAAACGUCAAACUGCGCUACUUCCUGCGAGCGACGGUAGGUCGGCGGUUGAACGACAUCACGAAAGAGCUGGACAUCGUGGUGCACACGCUCAGUAGCUACCCGGAGAUCAACUCCUCCAUCAAGAUGGAAGUGGGCAUUGAGGACUGUCUGCACAUCGAGUUUGAGUACAACAAGUCAAAGUAUCACCUGAAAGACGUGAUCGUAGGCAAGAUCUACUUCCUCCUCGUGCGAAUUAAGAUCCGGCACAUGGAGAUCGACAUCAUCAAGCGGGAAACCACGGGCACGGGGCCCAACGUCUACCAUGAAAAUGAAACCAUCGCCAAGUACGAGAUCAUGGAUGGAGCACCAGUCAGAGGGGAGUCCAUCCCCAUCCGGCUGUUCCUGGCCGGCUAUGAGAUGACGCCGACCAUGAAGGACGUCAACAAGAAGUACUCUGUGCGCUACUACCUCAACCUGGUGCUCAUAGACGAGGAGGAGAGGCGCUAUUUUAAGCAGCAGGAAAUCACGCUGUGGAGGAAGGGAGACGUCGUGAGGAAGAGCAUGUCCCAGCAAGCGGCCAUCGCCUCUCAGCGCUUCGAGGGAACGCCCAGAGUGGAGAAGUCCCCGGCCCUGGAGGAUGACAGCUAAAGUCUGAGAGAGAGAGAGAGAGAGAGAGAGAGAGAGAGAGAGAGAGAGAGAGAGAGAGAGAGAGAGAGAGAGAGAGAGAGAGAGAGAGAGAGAGAGAGAGAGAGAGAGAGAGAGAGAGAGAGAGAGAGAGAGAGAGAGAGAGAGAGAGAGAGAGAGAGAGAGAGAGAGACCGACCCCCCCCUUUAAGGACCCCACACUGUUCUGCUGUUUGAUUUCUGAUGGAAUGUACUUUUUUUAUUUUGUGAGUGAGGAAGAGUAAGGAAUUGUGCAUUCAACUGCAGCGAGCACCUGAUGGAUUUUUACUCAGAAAUAACUACUUUUUUUAUGACAUUUUCAUUUUAUUUCAUUAUUUUUGUUCUUUAUGGGAAAAACUACCGUAAUCUGGUACUCAAGGGAAGGAUUUUGAAAGGUUUUUAAAAAUUGGUAGUGCUCCGGAAUUGGGAUGUGUAUGUAACCAACUGCCAUCUAUAGCAUGUCUCCAAUGUCAUCCAGAGAAGCGAGAACUGCAUUUUUCUUUUAUAAGACUUAUAAGACUUUUUUUGGCCACUUUACGUCAGUAAACUGGUCCACCUUUUUUUGAUGAUACUGAUCCUCUUAACUUUUGAGGAAAUCACAUUAUUUUCUAAGCAUCUACAAUGGAAGAUAUAUAAGAAGUUUAAAGCAAACGGCAGUUUUAUUGUUUGCACUUAAAGGCAGACAAUGAGGAUUUAGAGCAUUGACCUAUAACUUUGCUUGCACCCUCUUCAUACAUUCCAAGCCUUUCACUAUCCUUUUCAAAAGAAAUUCAAAUUUGUAUGUACAACAUCCAUUUUACCAGCAUUUUAAUAUGGUUUUGAUGGUAUGUCAGUUGAAAACUAAAAAAGGAUCAUUUUGUAAAUUUGCUGCUGCUAAAACAAAUGUGUGUGCGACUUUUAAACAAAACCCCAAUGUAUAAUUCAAAGUUAAUUAACUCCAUUUGUAGCCUGCCAAUGCUAUUUGCUCUUUAAUCAGUUUUAACUUUUCUUUUUUCUUUGAUCCAUGCCAAUUAUUUAAAGUAUGAGAGUCAAGAGACUAGUGUUUUCAAAAUAAAUAAGUUGACUUGUGA
Messenger RNA from Gadus macrocephalus (Pacific cod), 2296 nucleotides. It is a transcript of the gene vps26bl, whose product is annotated as vacuolar protein sorting 26 homolog B, like. Bases 220 to 1212 code for a protein of 330 amino acids. Gene Ontology annotation, cellular component: endosome; retromer complex. The record is from RefSeq and is a predicted model, not a curated record. The transcript is spliced from 6 exons. Gene Ontology annotation, biological process: retrograde transport, endosome to Golgi; intracellular protein transport. Lineage: Eukaryota; Metazoa; Chordata; Actinopteri; Gadiformes; Gadidae.